Messenger RNA from Nezara viridula (southern green stink bug), 399 nucleotides. The record is from the annotation of a GenBank genome assembly. Lineage: Eukaryota; Metazoa; Arthropoda; Insecta; Hemiptera; Pentatomidae.
AUGGCAUUCAUGAUGAAGAAAAAGAAAUACAAAUUUACGGUUCUGUUGUGUUUAGAAGAAAUUACUGCUGUACCUUUCCUAAAUGGUGUACUUUUUGCAAAAGUUCGACUCCUGGAUGGUGGUAAUUUCAUGGAAACAUCCAGCAGGAUUCGGCACAAUAUCCUUCCCGACGAUCGUUAUGUGGAGACGCGGGAAAUCAAGGUCGGAAACCAGGGCACUCCCGAGUUGACUUGGGUGGCAACUUCAGUACUAAAAGAGUACGGAGAUGUAGAGUCUUGGUUCAUCGUCACAAUUUUUUCUUCCCUCUUACAACAUGAUAUAAUACCAGCUCUUUCUGUCGCUUAUCAUCUUAAUUCGCGAAUUAAGCGAGUUGAGGGUCCAAAGAAGGCGCCAAUUUGA